Molecule: messenger RNA, 9342 nt
Organism: Poeciliopsis prolifica (blackstripe livebearer)
Lineage: Eukaryota; Metazoa; Chordata; Actinopteri; Cyprinodontiformes; Poeciliidae
Exons: 78
Coding region: 71-9211 (3046 amino acids)
Source: RefSeq, a predicted model, not a curated record
ACAAUCUUGGUGUGAAAUGCUAAUAAAAUAAAUUGAAGAUCAGUAAAGUGAAGACGGUGACCUGCAGACAAUGGCGGUCUCCCAAACCUCAGCGCAUCUUCUGCCGCUCUUGGUGGUUGGGAUCGCUUGUAUUUUCUCAUUGGCCUUAACAACUUCCAACACAACACAAGUUCAAUAUCUACCAACGCCUCACAACAGCACUGCUUCAACUCCAACCAAUGCUAUUCCUGGAUCUUGCCAAGGCGUAAAUCUACAGGAUGCCAGUCGCAGCAUUUCAAUGGCAGCUGAUGUGUUUCUAAGGGAUCUUACUUGUAAAAGGUCUGAUGCGAAUGCAAGCCUGUCAGAGGAACUGUUUCUGGAAAUGGAACAAAACAUCCGGCACUUAGUGGACUCGUCUUUAAAAGCUUUCUUGAUCCAGGGUGACAACCAAUCCAGAGGUGAUCUUCUGGACAUAUUUGGAGUCCUGGAAAGUCUAAGUCUGGGUGACAACCAUGACCCAACAUUCAUCAGACUGUGGUUCUCUCUGAAGAUGGCUCCUCUUUUGCCUUAUGUGGCUCAAAGCUUCUUAGUCCAACUGGGCAACCAGAACAUCAGCUGCACUUCUUACCAACAAAUGAUGGAAUCUAUGUCCACUGAACUUCAGAAAACUCAAGAUGUUGACAGGGAACUAAUCUACAGUAACUUCAUCAAAGUGUUCCUGUCAAGAAAAAACACCUCAGAGCCUGGAUGCAAAGACAAAAGUACAGGAAGUGAGGAAUGGCUGCAAAAAAACAUUGGGAUUUUUUUUGAAUUUGCAACUAUUAAGGAACUUAAAGAGAUGAACAAAAACUUCUCUGCCUUUGAAGUCCUGGAAAAACUUUCACUGCAACAAAAGGCCGAGCUAAUACUGGAUCCAGACAGCGGCGCUUUGGAGGAUGUCAACUUCGUGAGGGAGGUGCUCACCAGCUUGAAUCUGUCCGGCAAGGACGAACAGCUCAGUCAGUUCUUCCAGACGUUUGCACAAAUCAGCGAGAAGAAAAACAUUACCUUCAUCACAAACGCAGCUGUACGAGAAACCAUACUGAACAUAAGCCUGACAGCCCUUGCGCCUGCAUUAGAGGUCUUUGGAGCACAAGAAUUCCAGCUGUGGUUCCAAGUAUACCUUGUUCCUGUGAUGCCAAGCCUCCGUCCUGCCUACCUGUGGGUCAUUCCAAAGGACAUCAGCUGUGCAUCCUACAUGGCUAUUCUCACCGGUCUUCAGAAGACAUUGAAAUUCCCUCUCCCGCUGGAGCUGUCAGUGGGCGUCAAUUCAAGCAUCGCGUUCCUCAAAGACACUUUCCCACGUUGCUCGACACCAGAACCUUUCACGUGCAAGGAAACAGCUGUCGAUGAGAACCUCAUCUGCGCCGAGGUCAAUCGGUCACUAGUCCAACAAACACUGGCAGCCGACAACUCCUCCGCAGCCUUGUGCUCUUUUACCAUCACUGAACAUGCCUGCUCCAUGGCUGACCAGCUUGCGCCGCAAAACCUGGCCACACUGCUGAAAUGCUGGCUGGAAGCCAAACGACAUACCCUCAGGCCGGCCUUAUCGAACGCCCUUGAUGCCCUUAGAGAGGUGCGACUCGCCAACCUCAGUGACGCAGAACUACAGAGUAGGACUGUCAUUGGGGAUCUGGUCCAGAGAGUUAUUGGUCCGUUCUUGGCCUCCCCGUCCACAAACUUCCUGUUCUGCCUCAGCUCCUACAACUUCAGCUGCCUGACCUACCAGAUUGUCGUCAAGGAAUUGAGCAACCAAAGGCAGCUCAUGAACAGUGACAAGCAGCGAGCAGUCUUUACUUAUUUCAUCAAACCGUUCCUGUCACGAAAGGAGUCAUCGGAUCCUGGCUGCACCUUAUCCGCCAAUGGGAGUCAGGAUUGGCUACAGGCAAACCUCGGCAGCUUUGCUGGUUUUGCAACCGUCCAGGAUUUGACAACCUUCAACCCGCACCUGUCUCCCGUAAGUGCCAACGACGGCUUCCGAUGGAUUGAAAUAUUGUCAGAACUGGCUCCCUCUCAAGUGGCACAGCUCCUAAUAAGCACAGGGAGCUCAAACGACACAACCCUGAUUGAUUUAGCCUUUGAGCGACUUGAAAAGGGUGACGCUCUGGAAAACCUGGACAAAUUCCUCACACAGCUCACAGUCAAUGGACAGGCAACAGUCGUAGGCGUUCUCACAGAGCAACAGAAGGCCGAGCUAAUACUGGAUCCAGACAGCGGCGCUUUGGAGGAUGUCAACUUCGUGAGGGAUGUGCUCACCAGCUUGAAUCUGUCCGGCAAGGACGAACAGCUCAGUCAGUUCUUCCAGACGUUUGCACAAAUCAGCGAGAAGAAAAACAUUACCUUCAUCACAAACGCAGCUGUACGAGAAACCAUACUGAACAUAAGCCUGACAGCCCUUGCGCCUGCAUUAGAGGUCUUUGGAGCACAAGAAUUCCAGCUGUGGUUCCAAGUAUACCUUGUUCCUGUGAUGCCAAGCCUCCGUCCUGCCUACCUGUGGGUCAUUCCAAAGGACAUCAGCUGUGCAUCCUACAUGGCUAUUCUCACCGGUCUUCAGAAGACAUUGAAAUUCCCUCUCCCGCUGGAGCUGUCAGUGGGCGUCAAUUCAAGCAUCGCGUUCCUCAAAGACACUUUCCCACGUUGCUCGACACCAGAACCUUUCACGGCUGACCAGCUUGCGCCGCAAAACCUGGCCACACUGCUGAAAUGCUGGCUGGAAAGCCAAACGACAUACCCUGUAGAAGCGUGGAAGCUCUUCUUUCAGAAAGUUCCCUCUUCCCUCAAUGACACCCUGGAGACAUUUGCCACCAUGACCUCCAACAACAGCAGGCCGGCCUUAUCGAACGCCCUUGAUGCCCUUAGAGAGGUGCGACUCGCCAACCUCAGUGACGCAGAACUACAGAGUAGGACUGUCAUUGGGGAUCUGGUCCAGAGAGUUAUUGGUCCGUUCUUGGCCUCCCCGUCCACAAACUUCCUGUUCUGCCUCAGCUCCUACAACUUCAGCUGCCUGACCUACCAGAUUGUAUCCUGGCUGCACCUUAUCCGCCAACGGGAGUCAGGAUUGGCUACAGGCAACCUCGGCAGCUUUGCUGGUUUUGCAACCGUCCAGGAUUUGACAACCCUCAACCCGCACCUGUCUCCCAUUGAAAUAUUGUCAGAACUGGCUCCCUCUCAAGUGGCACAGCUCCUAAUAAGCACAGGGAGCUCAAACGACACAACCCUGAUUGAUUUAGCCUUUGAGCGACUUGAAAAGGGUGACGCUCUGGAAAACCUGGACAAAUUCCUCACACAGCUCACAGUCAAUGGACAGGUCCUACAGUUCCAGACGGUCGUCCGAGAUCAUGCGAUGACACGAGCCUUUUACAUCCUAAGGCUACAUUUCCUGAGCUUCAGCUCGCGAGAGUUGUAUCUUUGGUUCCACGAGAGACUGCUUACCAUCCUUGCCAGUUUCACUCCACAGAUGCUCAACAGUACCAUAUCAAGCAUGAGCUGCGCAAACUACCACAUCGUUGUGAGCGGGAUUGCCAAAGUGUUCCCUGCCAUACCCCUGCUUAGACGACAAGGAAUCGCUUCUGUUCUGCUGGCCUACCUACAAAACUCUACCAGUGUCACCAACAGGACAGCUUGCAGGAUGGGACUUGAGACUGAUGUUGAAUGGAUUGAAACAAACCUGGGACCCUUUUCUCAGUACACAACUUACUCUGACCUCAAAGCCUUCAACCUCUCCCAGGCAACAGUCGUAGGCGUUCUCACAGAGCAACAGAAGGCCGAGCUAAUACUGGAUCCAGACAGCGGCGCUUUGGAGGAUGUCAACUUCGUGAGGGAUGUGCUCACCAGCUUGAAUCUGUCCGGCAAGGACGAACAGCUCAGUCAGUUCUUCCAGACGUUUGCACAAAUCAGCGAGAAGAAAAACAUUACCUUCAUCACAAACGCAGCUGUACGAGAAACCAUACUGAACAUAAGCCUGACAGCCCUUGCGCCUGCAUUAGAGGUCUUUGGAGCACAAGAAUUCCAGCUGUGGUUCCAAGUAUACCUUGUUCCUGUGAUGCCAAGCCUCCGUCCUGCCUACCUGUGGGUCAUUCCAAAGGACAUCAGCUGUGCAUCCUACAUGGCUAUUCUCACCGGUCUUCAGAAGACAUUGAAAUUCCCUCUCCCGCUGGAGCUGUCAGUGGGCGUCAAUUCAAGCAUCGCGUUCCUCAAAGACACUUUCCCACGUUGCUCGACACCAGAACCUUUCACGUGCAAGGAAACAGCUGUCGAUGAGAACCUCAUCUGCGCCGAGGUCAAUCGGUCACUAGUCCAACAAACACUGGCAGCCGACAACUCCUCCGCAGCCUUGUGCUCUUUUACCAUCACUGAACAUGCCUGCUCCAUGGCUGACCAGCUUGCGCCGCAAAACCUGGCCACACUGCUGAAAUGCUGGCUGGAAAGCCAAACGACAUACCCUGUAGAAGCGUGGAAGCUCUUCUUUCAGAAAGUUCCCUCUUCCCUGAAUGACACCCUGGAGACAUUUGCCACCAUGACCUCCAACAACAGCAGGCCGGCCUUAUCGAACGCCCUUGAUGCCCUUAGAGAGGUGCGACUCGCCAACCUCAGUGACGCAGAACUACAGAGUAGGACUGUCAUUGGGGAUCUGGUCCAGAGAGUUAUUGGUCCGUUCUUGGCCUCCCCGUCCACAAACUUCCUGUUCUGCCUCAGCUCCUACAACUUCAGCUGCCUGACCUACCAGAUUGUCGUCAAGGAAUUGAGCAACCAAAGGCAGCUCAUGAACAGUGACAAGCAGCGAGCAGUCUUUACUUAUUUCAUCAAACCGUUCCUGUCACGAAAGGAGUCAUCGGAUCCUGGCUGCACCUUAUCCGCCAACGGGAGUCAGGAUUGGCUACAGGCAAACCUCGGCAGCUUUGCUGGUUUUGCAACCGUCCAGGAUUUGACAACCCUCAACCCGCACCUGUCUCCCAUUGAAAUAUUGUCAGAACUGGCUCCCUCUCAAGUGGCACAGCUCCUAAUAAGCACAGGGAGCUCAAACGACACAACCCUGAUUGAUUUAGCCUUUGAGCGACUUGAAAAGGGUGACGCUCUGGAAAACCUGGACAAAUUCCUCACACAGCUCACAGUCAAUGGACAGGUCCUACAGUUCCAGACGGUCGUCCGAGAUCAUGCGAUGACACGAGCCUUUUACAUCCUAAGGCUACAUUUCCUGAGCUUCAGCUCGCGAGAGUUGUAUCUUUGGUUCCACGAGAGACUGCUUACCAUCCUUGCCAGUUUCACUCCACAGAUGCUCAACAGUACCAUAUCAAGCAUGAGCUGCGCAAACUACCACAUCGUUGUGAGCGGGAUUGCCAAAGUGUUCCCUGCCAUACCCCUGCUUAGACGACAAGGAAUCGCUUCUGUUCUGCUGGCCUACCUACAAAACUCUACCAGUGUCACCAACAGGACAGCUUGCAGGAUGGGACUUGAGACUGAUGUUGAAUGGAUUGAAACAAACCUGGGACCCUUUUCUCAGUACACAACUUACUCUGACCUCAAAGCCUUCAACCUCUCCCAGGCAACAGUCGUAGGCGUUCUCACAGAGCAACAGAAGGCCGAGCUAAUACUGGAUCCAGACAGCGGCGCUUUGGAGGAUGUCAACUUCGUGAGGGAGGUGCUCACCAGCUUGAAUCUGUCCGGCAAGGACGAACAGCUCAGUCAGUUCUUCCAGACGUUUGCACAAAUCAGCGAGAAGAAAAACAUUACCUUCAUCACAAACGCAGCUGUACGAGAAACCAUACUGAACAUAAGCCUGACAGCCCUUGCGCCUGCAUUAGAGGUCUUUGGAGCACAAGAAUUCCAGCUGUGGUUCCAAGUAUACCUUGUUCCUGUGAUGCCAAGCCUCCGUCCUGCCUACCUGUGGGUCAUUCCAAAGGACAUCAGCUGUGCAUCCUACAUGGCUAUUCUCACCGGUCUUCAGAAGACAUUGAAAUUCCCUCUCCCGCUGGAGCUGUCAGUGGGCGUCAAUUCAAGCAUCGCGUUCCUCAAAGACACUUUCCCACGUUGCUCGACACCAGAACCUUUCACGUGCAAGGAAACAGCUGUCGAUGAGAACCUCAUCUGCGCCGAGGUCAAUCGGUCACUAGUCCAACAAACACUGGCAGCCGACAACUCCUCCGCAGCCUUGUGCUCUUUUACCAUCACUGAACAUGCCUGCUCCAUGGCUGACCAGCUUGCGCCGCAAAACCUGGCCACACUGCUGAAAUGCUGGCUGGAAAGCCAAACGACAUACCCUGUAGAAGCGUGGAAGCUCUUCUUUCAGAAAGUUCCCUCUUCCCUGAAUGACACCCUGGAGACAUUUGCCACCAUGACCUCCAACAACAGCAGGCCGGCCUUAUCGAACGCCCUUGAUGCCCUUAGAGAGGUGCGACUCGCCAACCUCAGUGACGCAGAACUACAGAGUAGGACUGUCAUUGGGGAUCUGGUCCAGAGAGUUAUUGGUCCGUUCUUGGCCUCCCCGUCCACAAACUUCCUGUUCUGCCUCAGCUCCUACAACUUCAGCUGCCUGACCUACCAGAUUGUCGUCAAGGAAUUGAGCAACCAAAGGCAGCUCAUGAACAGUGACAAGCAGCGAGCAGUCUUUACUUAUUUCAUCAAACCGUUCCUGUCACGAAAGGAGUCAUCGGAUCCUGGCUGCACCUUAUCCGCCAACGGGAGUCAGGAUUGGCUACAGGCAAACCUCGGCAGCUUUGCUGGUUUUGCAACCGUCCAGGAUUUGACAACCCUCAACCCGCACCUGUCUCCCAUUGAAAUAUUGUCAGAACUGGCUCCCUCUCAAGUGGCACAGCUCCUAAUAAGCACAGGGAGCUCAAACGACACAACCCUGAUUGAUUUAGCCUUUGAGCGACUUGAAAAGGGUGACGCUCUGGAAAACCUGGACAAAUUCCUCACACAGCUCACAGUCAAUGGACAGGUCCUACAGUUCCAGACGGUCGUCCGAGAUCAUGCGAUGACACGAGCCUUUUACAUCCUAAGGCUACAUUUCCUGAGCUUCAGCUCGCGAGAGUUGUAUCUUUGGUUCCACGAGAGACUGCUUACCAUCCUUGCCAGUUUCACUCCACAGAUGCUCAACAGUACCAUAUCAAGCAUGAGCUGCGCAAACUACCACAUCGUUGUGAGCGGGAUUGCCAAAGUGUUCCCUGCCAUACCCCUGCUUAGACGACAAGGAAUCGCUUCUGUUCUGCUGGCCUACCUACAAAACUCUACCAGUGUCACCAACAGGACAGCUUGCAGGAUGGGACUUGAGACUGAUGUUGAAUGGAUUGAAACAAACCUGGGACCCUUUUCUCAGUACACAACUUACUCUGACCUCAAAGCCUUCAACCUCUCCCAGGCAACAGUCGUAGGCGUUCUCACAGAGCAACAGAAGGCCGAGCUAAUACUGGAUCCAGACAGCGGCGCUUUGGAGGAUGUCAACUUCGUGAGGGAGGUGCUCACCAGCUUGAAUCUGUCCGGCAAGGACGAACAGCUCAGUCAGUUCUUCCAGACGUUUGCACAAAUCAGCGAGAAGAAAAACAUUACCUUCAUCACAAACGCAGCUGUACGAGAAACCAUACUGAACAUAAGCCUGACAGCCCUUGCGCCUGCAUUAGAGGUCUUUGGAGCACAAGAAUUCCAGCUGUGGUUCCAAGUAUACCUUGUUCCUGUGAUGCCAAGCCUCCGUCCUGCCUACCUGUGGGUCAUUCCAAAGGACAUCAGCUGUGCAUCCUACAUGGCUAUUCUCACCGGUCUUCAGAAGACAUUGAAAUUCCCUCUCCCGCUGGAGCUGUCAGUGGGCGUCAAUUCAAGCAUCGCGUUCCUCAAAGACACUUUCCCACGUUGCUCGACACCAGAACCUUUCACGUGCAAGGAAACAGCUGUCGAUGAGAACCUCAUCUGCGCCGAGGUCAAUCGGUCACUAGUCCAACAAACACUGGCAGCCGACAACUCCUCCGCAGCCUUGUGCUCUUUUACCAUCACUGAACAUGCCUGCUCCAUGGCUGACCAGCUUGCGCCGCAAAACCUGGCCACACUGCUGAAAUGCUGGCUGGAAAGCCAAACGACAUACCCUGUAGAAGCGUGGAAGCUCUUCUUUCAGAAAGUUCCCUCUUCCCUCAAUGACACCCUGGAGACAUUUGCCACCAUGACCUCCAACAACAGCAGGCCGGCCUUAUCGAACGCCCUUGAUGCCCUUAGAGAGGUGCGACUCGCCAACCUCAGUGACGCAGAACUACAGAGUAGGACUGUCAUUGGGGAUCUGGUCCAGAGAGUUAUUGGUCCGUUCUUGGCCUCCCCGUCCACAAACUUCCUGUUCUGCCUCAGCUCCUACAACUUCAGCUGCCUGACCUACCAGAUUGUCGUCAAGGAAUUGAGCAACCAAAGGCAGCUCAUGAACAGUGACAAGCAGCGAGCAGUCUUUACUUAUUUCAUCAAACCGUUCCUGUCACGAAAGGAGUCAUCGGAUCCUGGCUGCACCUUAUCCGCCAACGGGAGUCAGGAUUGGCUACAGGCAAACCUCGGCAGCUUUGCUGGUUUUGCAACCGUCCAGGAUUUGACAACCCUCAACCCGCACCUGUCUCCCAUUGAAAUAUUGUCAGAACUGGCUCCCUCUCAAGUGGCACAGCUCCUAAUAAGCACAGGGAGCUCAAACGACACAACCCUGAUUGAUUUAGCCUUUGAGCGACUUGAAAAGGGUGACGCUCUGGAAAACCUGGACAAAUUCCUCACACAGCUCACAGUCAAUGGACAGGUCCUACAGUUCCAGACGGUCGUCCGAGAUCAUGCGAUGACACGAGCCUUUUACAUCCUAAGGCUACAUUUCCUGAGCUUCAGCUCGCGAGAGUUGUAUCUUUGGUUCCACGAGAGACUGCUUACCAUCCUUGCCAGUUUCACUCCACAGAUGCUCAACAGUACCAUAUCAAGCAUGAGCUGCGCAAACUACCACAUCGUUGUGAGCGGGAUUGCCAAAGUGUUCCCUGCCAUACCCCUGCUUAGACGACAAGGAAUCGCUUCUGUUCUGCUGGCCUACCUACAAAACUCUACCAGUGUCACCAACAGGACAGCUUGCAGGAUGGGACUUGAGACUGAUGUUGAAUGGAUUGAAACAAACCUGGGACCCUUUUCUCAGUACACAACUUACUCUGACCUCAAAGCCUUCAACCUCUCCCAGAGCAACAGAAGGCCGAGCUAAUACUGGAUCCAGACAGCGGCGCUUUGGAGGAUGUCAACUUCGUGAGGGAGGUGCUCACCAGCUUGAAUCUGUCCGGCAAGGACGAACAGCUCAGUCAGUUCUUCCAGACGUUUGCACAAAUCAGCGAGAAG